AUGCUACUUCGACAAUUCAAUCGCGUCUCCUCGCCGAGCUGGAUCUCGCGCGUUCCUUCAGUAAUGCCUCUACGCGCCAAGGUGACCAACCCUGCCUUUCGGGCAACAGCUAUGAUGUCGACUUCACCUGAUAUCCCCAAAGAGCUCCCCGGCGAUGAGCGCGAUGAUGUUCUGUUCAACUCGAUCUACGGCCUCCGCAGCGUUGAGCUCAACCGGCCCAAGAAGCUCAACUCUCUUAACGGCUCGAUGGCUCGCAAGAUUCUUCCUCGGUUGAAGGAGUGGGAGAAAUCUCAUCUUGCAAACAUGAUCCUCAUCUCCGGAGCCGGCACCAAGGCUCUCUGCGCAGGAGGCGAUGUCGCUGCCCUGGCGCUGCAGAACGAGAGUGGAGUGGAAGGACAAAAAGCAUCGACAGAAUUCUUCGGCCUCGAAUACCGCCUCGACCACCUGAUUGCUACAUACUCCAAGCCUGUUAUCUCAUUUAUGGAUGGAAUCACCAUGGGCGGUGGUGUGGGCCUCAGCAUGCACGCUCCCUUCCGAAUUGCGACUGAGCGUACCGUUUUUGCUAUGCCCGAGACCACCAUUGGCUUCUUCCCCGACGUUGGCGGCUCGUUCUUCCUCCCGCGUCUGGACGGUGAGACUGGCACAUACCUGGCUCUUACCUCGGAGCGCCUGAAGGGUGUCCAGGCUCUGUAUGCAGGCAUUGCCACACAUUACUUGCACUCCAGUGUUCUGAGCAAUGUGGCGCAGCGUCUUUCGGAGCUGACUUUCCCCGACCACGUCGAGCUUCCCGAGCGUUUGGAAAUCGUGAACAAGACCAUGACUGAGUUCUCCCUUGGCCUUCCCUCGCUUGAGGAGGAGCCUAUGCUCAUGGCUGGUAGCCUGCGCACUGCCAUUGACCGCUGCUUCGGAUUCAACACUAUGGAGGAGAUUAUCCAGGCUUUGGAGAAGGAAACUGAGCACAAGGAGUGGGCACAAAAGACAUUGGAGACUUUAUCAGGCCGCUCCCCGACAUCUCUGAAGGUGACCCUGCGCCAGCUGCGUCUUGGCAAGAAGUGGACCAUCUCGGAGACCUUCCAGCGCGAGCACGAGAUCGCUGCCAACUUCAUGCGCCACCCUGAUUUCGUCGAGGGUGUCAAGGCUCGUCUGAUGUCCAAGCCUGCCCGCAAGCCUGAGUGGCAGCCCGCUACUCUCGAUGAGGUCUCGGAUAAAACCGUGGACAACUUCUUCGAGAUCCCGGACGAUUCCCGCCUAUCGCUUCUGAGCCAGGGAGAUUACAAAUACUACCCUCAUGCUCACUUUGCUCUUCCCUCUGAGAGUGAGAUUGAGAAGGUUGUGCGCCAAGGGCACCCAUCGCGAAGACCCGUUGUCGACUACUUCCUCCAGAAAUACGCCCACCGCGAGGGUGUGCGCCGAAAGGUCGUCGAGGUGAUUGCCCGACGGACGACAACAUCAUCUCCCGAAGGACUCAAGUGGUUGGAUUAG
Penicillium egyptiacum is the source of this 1482-nucleotide messenger RNA. The record is from the annotation of a GenBank genome assembly. Lineage: Eukaryota; Fungi; Ascomycota; Eurotiomycetes; Eurotiales; Aspergillaceae.